CAUAACAAAAUAUCUGAUAAUCCUAGUCCAGAUUCUAUUUUUGAUACUGAUUCUAUCUCUAAUGAUAAGUUAUCAAAAAAAAAAGAAUUUUGGUGGUAUAGAGAAGAUGAAGCCGUGAAUUAUCGAACGCCUUUGAUGUUUCCUGAUGAUAGCGGACACAUAACAGAAUAUUUGCAAAUUAGAAUAUCAAGAACUAAAUUUUUGGAUGUCAAGAAGGAGAAUGAUGCACGUGUUGAAAAUAUCAUUCGAGAAAAUCUUACAACAGAAGAUAUAUUAGCGGAUCCGGGUGGUGCAGGUAAAUCGGGGAUAGUAUUUGAGCUUUUAACAAGUAAUUAUAUGUCAAGCCAAAAAAACAAAAAUCAGGUUCUAAUUGGUGGAAUGGAGGAUGUUGAGCAAAAACACAAAGGAUUUAUUCCAUUUCUAGCUAAAUAUGUAUUUAUGAUAUCUUAUAAGCCUCUGGAAGAAGCUUUUAAUUUUUGCCGUAACCAUAUUAAUGAUAAAUCAUUUACUCAACAAGAUUGGGAUCAGUUUUAUCGUCGUCUUGAUUUUAUAAUUGAGUUCACAGAGAAGUAG
This is a messenger RNA of Dentiscutata heterogama, 573 nucleotides long. Lineage: Eukaryota; Fungi; Glomeromycota; Glomeromycetes; Diversisporales; Gigasporaceae. The record is from the annotation of a GenBank genome assembly.